UUGCCUCGUACUUCCAACUUCACUCACUCUCAAGAUUCCCUCCUCCUUUCAUUUUACUUCUCUAAGUAUGUUAUAGAAACAGACAAAUAUUGUCUUUUCUUUAACUGAAUUUACUCUCACUAUAAAACAACUAACUCCAAAUCUUGAAUCUUUUUUAUUGGUUACAAGACACCCUUUAUAGUUUUCUUCUGUUUAGUUCUUUCAUUCUUUCAGUUUUGGGAUCUGGGAAGUUUUAGUUUGAAUCAAAUGGAGGGAGCUGCUGAUCAGGUAUUCAAUUCAUUGGAGCCAGAAUUUUCUGCUUCUUCACCAGUCACACGCCAAAAAGCAGCUGCAGCUAAGCAAAUCAUUGAGAAUCAUUACAAGAACUAUCUUCAAGGCUUGCAAGAUCGCAAAGAAAGGCGAAGAGCGUUGCAGAGGAAGGCGCAAGAAGCACAGAUACCGGAUGAUGAGCAAGAGAAGAUGCUGAGGAAUUUGGAGAAGAGGGAGACUGAGUUUAUGAGAUUGCAGAGGCAUAAAGUUGGAAUUGAUGACUUUGAACUGUUGACAGUCAUUGGUAAAGGCGCAUUCGGGGAGGUUAGACUGUGUCGAUUUAAAACUACUGGCGACGUUUUUGCCAUGAAGAAGUUGAAGAAAUCAGAGAUGCUUAGCCGAGGGCAGGUUGAGCAUGUUAGAUCUGAGAGGAAUUUGCUUGUAGAGGUUGAUAGUCGGUGCAUAGUGAAACUUUUCUAUUCUUUCCAAGAUUCAGAUUUCUUAUACCUUAUCAUGGAAUAUUUACCUGGAGGUGACAUUAUGACCUUACUGAUGAGAGAAGAUAUUCUUUGUGAAGAUGUUGCUCGGUUCUAUAUGGCAGAAAGUAUUUUAGCAAUUCAUUCUAUUCAUCAGCACAAUUAUGUGCACAGGGACAUUAAGCCAGAUAACCUUAUACUGGACAAAAAUGGACAUCUAAAGCUUUCUGAUUUUGGUUUAUGUAAACCACUGGAAAAUAAAUACUCAUCACUGUUGGAAGAUGAGGAUCUGACAACUCAGAACUCCUUAAGUGAGGCUGAUAGUGAUAAAGCUCCAUGGUUAAUGCAAAAAGAACAAUUACAACAAUGGAAACGCAACCGCCGUGCCCUGGCGUAUUCUACUGUGGGAACUCUUGAUUACAUGGCACCUGAGGUUUUGUUGAAGAAAGGAUAUGGAAUGGAAUGUGAUUGGUGGUCAUUGGGGGCAAUCUUGUACGAGAUGCUCGUAGGUUAUCCUCCCUUCUGCUCAGAAGAUCCAAGAUUCACAUGUCGCAAGAUUAUCAAUUGGAGAGCAUGCUUGAAAUUCCCGGAAGAACCAAAAGUAUCAGAUGAGGCUAAGGAUCUGAUAUGUCGUUUGUUGUGUGAUGUCGAAUCAAGAUUGGGAACCGGAGGAGUGGAGGAAAUAAAGGCUCAUCCUUGGUUCAAUGGAACUAAGUGGGAUGCACUUUAUGAAAUGGAAGCUGCCUACAGACCCAUUGUUACUGGAGAACUAGACACUCAAAAUUUUGAGAAGUUUGCUGAAGUAGAAGGUUCACAAUCAACAGCACCAAGAGUGGGACCCUGGCGAAAGAUGUUAACAUCAAAAGACUCCAAUUUUAUUGGAUAUACUUACAAGAAAUCAGACAUUCUUAAAUCAGCUGGAACUUCAGAGGGACAUCUUCAUCAUGCAGGGAUAGAUGCGAGUUCAAAUGGAUCGAAACCUCCUCCAUCUUUAGUGUCAUUAUUUGGCCGUGUAGAGUUGCAAGACACAAGAAAAGAGGACGACCAAAACAGGGACAGCUGACUUUGGAGUCCCCUUUGCAUGUCCUUUCUACUGAGGACAAGAAGCACAAAUUGCUUGUGUAUAAAAAUGGGAAUAAGCAGUCAGCAUUAAAUUUCUCAAAAUUUUUGAGUUUCAAUUUUGCCCUCUCUGGCUUUCACCAUGUAAUGGUAAAUGUACAGGAAAACAUAACCAUGGCUCAAUUUCAAUCAAAAACAUUUAUGGGAAAUAUCAGUUUUGCUUUAAA
This is a messenger RNA of Lycium barbarum (goji berry), 2011 nucleotides long. RefSeq lists its product as uncharacterized. The transcript is spliced from 12 exons. NCBI's taxonomy places the organism in Eukaryota, Viridiplantae, Streptophyta, Magnoliopsida, Solanales, Solanaceae. Gene Ontology annotation, biological process: peptidyl-serine phosphorylation; intracellular signal transduction. The record is from RefSeq and is a predicted model, not a curated record. The coding region runs from base 247 to 1788 and encodes 513 amino acids. Gene Ontology annotation, molecular function: ATP binding; protein serine/threonine kinase activity.